Molecule: messenger RNA, 1938 nt
Organism: Saccoglossus kowalevskii
Lineage: Eukaryota; Metazoa; Hemichordata; Enteropneusta; Harrimaniidae
Product: acetylcholinesterase-like
Molecular function (GO): cholinesterase activity
Source: RefSeq, a predicted model, not a curated record
AUGACUGCCUUGUUUUGUGUUGUAUUAUCGCUUUCGCUAUUCCACGGAGCAACAAGUCAAAACCCACGUCUUAAUGAGGAUAUCAUCGGCGGGCCCAACGCGGACGAAAGGCGAAUGUCAGACAGUCUAUACUUGGGCCUAGAAUACGUAGAAAUCACUUUACCAUAUUACGGCGUUUUACAAGGACGAAAGUUUCGCCUUGUUACACCAUGGCUGACGUACGUGAGAGAAAAAAUAUUCUGGGCCGAACAGUUUCUCGGUAUACCGUUCGCGAGGCCACCUGUCGGCGAGCUCCGAUUCCAGCGUCCCGUACACGCCGAUCCCUGGCAAGGUGUUUACUCGGCGACGUACCAUCGUAGCGCUUGCCCACAAACGCUCACAUAUAUCCAGACAGUGUUACCAGACUUUGAUUCCAGGAAAAUACAAGAAGACUGUCUAUACUUGAAUGUUUACCGACCUUCACGUGAACUUGGUAUAUAUGACCCUCUCCUGCCUGUCAUGGUGUAUUUUCAUGGAGGUGACUGGGACUACGGAACAGCUGAAAUGUACAACGGUACAUUCAUGUCGGCGACUAGAGACGUCAUAGUCGUAACCACCAAUUAUCGACUUGGUGCUCUGGGAUUUCUGUGUACCGAAGACGAAUACUCCCUGGGGAAUUAUGGACUAUGGGACCAACUGGAAGCCUUGAAAUGGGUACAGGAAAAUAUCCAGCAUUUCGGUGGAGAUAGUAGAAGGGUGACAGUAUUCGGGGGCGGAGCCGGAGGAGCAAGUGUCGGCCUUUCAUUAAUGUCGCCAUCUAGCGAAGGUCUCUUCGAACGUGCAAUUAUGCAAAGUGGCACAGCUGUAUCGCCGUUUGCCGUGAUUCUUCCGCCGUACAAACCAAAAGAUUCAGCGGUGCAGCUUGGCGAGGCAUUCAACUGUCCCACAACGUACUCAUCGUACGAACUUGUAGAGUGUUUAAAAUCCCUACCGUAUUCAAACAUUUACCUAGCGGACAUCCAGGGAAGUCCCGAUGCAGGUGCCUGGGCCCCAGUUAUUGAUGGGCCAGGUAACGGACGAUAUCUACCCGGUAAUCCGUACGAUCUGCUGGUUGGUGGGCAUUUCAGAGAAGUCGAUAUCAUCAAUGGUAUUGUCAAAGAAGAGAGAUCAUACAAAUUACUGGAUAUACCAGGAGUACAUUACGGCGUCAGGCACGAGUACUUCAUGAUGGGCGUACACGAUGAGGUCUCACAGCGGCACAUUUUCGGUGUCGACACCCUCACUAACAUCUCCGUAUUCGAAUAUACAAACUGGACAAUGCCGUUGGAUGAAACGUCGAUUAGGGAUCAAUACAUAGACAUGUUGACCGAUAGAGAUUUCGUUGCUCCAAUGAUUCAGACAAACCGUUAUCACGACCAGAGUUCAGCAUAUGUAUUCAUGUACACGUUCAACUAUACCGGAGAGGUGAGCCCCUUCCCGGCAUGGAUGGGCGUGCCACAUGGCGGGGAACUCCCAUAUGUAUUCGGUGAACCAAUGAGUAUGGGACUUCAGAGACAAAACUGGACUAAUGAUGAUAGAACAGUUAGUGACCUGAUGAUGACGAUGUGGUCAAAUUUUGCAAAAUACGGAAACCCAACACCCAUGAUUGGCAGUGUUUCCAACCCACCAGCGUACCAGGAACCAGAGUAUCCAGCUGAUGAGUGGGACUAUGUUGACCUGGAAUGGUACCCAUAUAAGUUCAUAGACAAUGAAACAUAUAUACACAUUGAUAUUAAUUCUACAAUGAGAAAAGAUUACCGUCUACGUAAAACUGCAUUUUGGAAUAUUUUGAUACCAAAUCUCGGUGAAACCCCUUCGUCCAUUCGCGAUCGCUAUUAUUACCACUCUAUAGCAUCUUUCAACAUUCCUAACAUUUUUAUUACGAUUUGUUUUUGUGUAACAGUGUUUAUUCGGGGUUAA